Leguminivora glycinivorella is the source of this 3362-nucleotide messenger RNA. RefSeq names its product dentin sialophosphoprotein-like. Bases 380 to 3064 code for a protein of 894 amino acids. The transcript is spliced from 10 exons. Lineage: Eukaryota; Metazoa; Arthropoda; Insecta; Lepidoptera; Tortricidae. The record is from RefSeq and is a predicted model, not a curated record.
CCUACUGCAGAGCAGUUCUGACGAUGAACAGGUUGCAACCACGACCAAAGCCUCGCCGAAGUCUCAGCCCACACCGGAAUCCGACAGCAGUUCUGACUCAGAGCAGAAGGAACUUUGCAAGGAGCUAGUCAUUGAUGACUACGACGUGAUAGUCCUGAGAAGAUUCUUGGCUAGGAGCGCGGGUGGAGACGAGCUAAAGAGGUUCGACAAGGAUGAGGAAUACAAAACUCGAGUAUUCUACAAAUUGAACCCACUAGUGUGCCUCAAACGGUGCGGGCCUCUGGAAAAGCUAUUGACCCAACGCCUGACGUUAAAGGAGUUUGCAAGACACCUCGGUCUCAGGAGUGUUGCUGAUGUCACGCCAGAGAAAAGGUACCGCAUGAGACACAGCACUCGCCAAGCUCGCAACACCGCCAGCGUAACCAGUGACAGUGAGAAAGAGAAGCAAAAUGUCCAGCCGAAGAGGAGGCAGCUGUGGAACAGGGACAGAGAGAUAUUCAACAACUCCAUCGCAUCAUCCCGUACUAGCGAGCUGAAAGUCAAGCCGCAGAUACACAGACCAGCUCAAGACAGUUCUCACGACACCACUGACAGCGAUACAGAGGUGAAACAACACAUCCGGAGACAUCUCGAGAGACGGGCCAGUGCUAAACUUAACCCGAAGAAACAAACAAAUAAUAAAGAUGAUGAUUCAAUAGUUGUAGAAAGUGAUAGUGAUGAAAGUGAUCAAAAGAAAACUAGACGUAAAUCUAAGAAAGCUAAGGAUGACGAAGAAUCUGUGGUUGUUAGUGAUGAUAAAAGUGACAUUGAUGGCAAUCAAAGGAAAACUAGACGCAUGUCUAGAGCAAAAGAUAAAGAUUCUGUGUUAGUUAGUGAUGAUGAUAGUGACACUGAUAAUAAACAAAGAAAAUCUAGACGCUUGUCUAGCGCAAAAGAUAAAGAUUCUGUGUUAGUUAGUGAUGAUAAUAGUGAUAAUGAUGGUAAUCAAAGAAAAACUAGACGCGUGUCUAAAGGAGCAAGGGAUAAAGAAUCUGUUUUGGUUAAUGAUGAUAAUAGUAACACUAAUAAUAAACAAAGACCAUCUAGACGCAUGUCUAUAGCAGCAAAGGAUGAUGGUAAUAAAAGAAAAACUAGAGGUACAUCAAAAGAAGCAGAUGAUGGUAAUCAAAGAAAAACUAGACGCAUGUCUAAAGGAGGAAAAGAUAAAGAAUCUGUGUUAGUUAGUGAUGAUAAUAGUGACACUGAUAAUAAGCAAAGAAAAUCUAGACGCAUGUCUAUAGCAGCAAAGGAUGAUGGUAAUAAAAGACAAACUAGACGCAUGUCUAAAGGAGGAAACGAUAAAGAAUCUGUGUUAGUUAGUGAUGAUAAUAGUGACACUGAUAAUAAGCAAAGAAAAUCUAGACGCAUGUCUUUAGCAGCAAUGGAUGAUGGUAAUAAAAGACAAACUAGACGCAUGUCUAAAGGAGGAAAAGAUAAAGAAUCUGUGUUAGUUAGUGAUGAUAGUGACAGUGUAGAUAAAAAACAAAGACAAUCUAGAAGUCGAACUAGAGCAAAGAGUACUGCCGAUGAUGACUCUGUAGUCAUUACUGAUGAAAGUGAACAAAGUGAUAGUAACAAAAGUGAUACUACUAAUGAAAAUGGUGGAAAUACUAGAAGAACUAGAUCUCAAGGUCCUGAACAGAGAGAACUAAAAAAAAACAAUAAGUCUGUACUUAUUAGUGAUACAGAUAGUAAUGGCCAAGAAAAUCGUAGGAAUACUAGAAAAAAAUCUAAAUCUAUUGUAUUAAGUGAUAGUAAUACAGACGAAAACCAAGUCGAAAUUCGUACAAGAUCUAGAGAUCCAAGCAGAGACUUGAAAGAUAAAGAAAAUGAUAAAAAAGGCAAUGACACAGAAACCAGGAAAACAACUAGAUCAUCAAUGAAGAUUACGGAAGAUAAUGACAAGAAUUCGAAAACAGAUGGAGCUUCUAGUAAAAUAGAUAAUACAUCUAAUAAAAAAAAAGAACCAGGUCCUUCAAGAAAAGAUAUUAAAGGAAACCCAAAAAAACCGGAGGUAGAAGAUAAAAGUAAGUCACAAAUAAGCGAUAGUAGCGACGCAUUUGAGGCAUCUAAAUUAUCACCAAAGAAAAAGGACAAAAUUAAAAUAGGUAAGGAAUUAUCCAGAAAAAUAGCUACUUUGGCAAAACCAAGAAGUCUUAAAGGUAGAUUUAUGAAACAAACACAAAGUGAUAAUACAAAUAAUGAAAGAGAAAAGGCUGAAAAACAGAAUGAUAAUAAAGUUGAAAAAGCUGGUCAGAAAAGUAAAAAUAUAGGACAUGACAAAAAUAAUGAAAGUGACAAAGAUAAAGUGUUAAGAGACAGAAUAGAUAGAGAUAGAGAUGAAAAAGAGAGAAGUAAAGAUAGUGACCACAAAAAGACUGAAAAUAAGGGUAAAGAAAAUAAUAGGAAAGCAGCGGCUGCAAGAAGCAUGUUCGUCAAACCUGUGAAGUUUAAGAAGUCAUGCGUGGCGAACGGACGUGAAUACACGUCGUUGGAGGACCACGCGAUCGUAGCGUGGGUGUCCGUCGGGAACAGGGAGCGGCUGGUCAAUGGCAACGCGAUAUGGCGGGACCUUCAGAGCGAGUAUACGCGUCUCACCUCGCAAACUCGGUCGUGGCAUUCGCUGCGUAACCGCUACCUACGCUACAUUCUGCCUUCGUUGGGGCAGCUAGCUUUGCCUCCAUCACAAGUGUCGAGGCUUCGCGCCGCCGCUGCCGUUGGUAAUUUUAAAACGGCGUCGAAAAGAAAUUCGAUGUUCAAGAGCCAGCGCGUGAUUAGUGCCUCCACGGCCGGCCGGAUAAAGUUCCGGCCAGUGUCACAGUCCGAAUCGGAUUCCGAUGAGAAAGCGCCCACGCCACCAGCGUCGCCGCGCCGCCGCCCCCCUCCGUCCCCCACCAAACCCUCCCCUAAACCAUCCCCUAAGACCUCGCCCGCCUCGCCGCCCCGCGCGACUCGCUUGCGCGCUCGGCCUUCAAACGCGAGUGCGACGCCGACACCGAAGAAGAGGCGGAUUCAUCAGUUAUAAAUUUGAAGAUAUUUGAGCGGCCAAAGUGAUCAAAAAUAUCUGCGCUUCAGCCGCCCCGAUAAAUCUGUACUGUACUAUUUAUGUAUUUUAAAUGCCCUUAUGAAAUACCGUUAAACUUAUACAGGGUGAAAUAUAUUGAAACAGCCAAAUUUUUUUGCCAUUGCAGCAUUAGGCCUAUGAUAAAAGUUGUUCAUUAUGAGCUCAUAAGUCACUAGUCACUAUGCAAAGUUUGAACGGUUCUUUGAAUUUCACCGUGUGGGCAUUUUCAGAAUUUGGGUCCCCCAAUUUAUUAGCGUAA